AUGAAGGCUGCACGUGCCAGUUGUGAAGGUUACCUCACCUUUCGUACGAGUCCAUCAUCACCUCCACCCAUGCUACGUCGUUACUGCUUCCUUGUAGGCACUUCGUUCCAUUACUAUAGCACACAGGAGGAUGCAUAUCACAUGUUGCGGAUCAAGGGCGAAGUGGACGUACUGGGCGUGCAGGAGUGGGACGGUAAAGGCAAUAUGCACAUUUACCAGUAUGGAUUUCUAUUUGCAACGACACAGAACAAGGUGUUUUACGCCUAUGCAGAUACGGCUAUGGACAAAGAAAAGUGGAUACGAGCAAUUCAAACUGCAGUGGUGACGACGGUACCUCGACUUGCAGCGGCACUUUUCCAGCAUGCGUCACAGGAUGGGGCAAUUUCACCAGUGAGCAAUGUGGCGGUAUCAUCCACUGAGACGGAUGUGACGUGCAAGUGUCCGAACUGCACGCUGUUGACAACCGAAGCAGUCGCUACAGGUCAAACGGCACCGAUUGCAACGAUGAUGCUGUACAAAUGCAACAGCUGCGAUGUGUUGUUUUGUGAUAAGUUUACGACGCAUAAGGUGCCAUUACCGCAGAGAUCAUAUUACUAUGCCAAGCGCGUGUGUGAUGGCUGCUAUGAAGCACAGACUUACAUUAACUAUUUGCGUGCUAUGGUGGAGCGUCUGAAGGCUGGUAUUUGCUUGUAUCCACGUCAGCUAAACCCCGAAGCACCGAUUGAGCUCAUAAUGCCCAAGCGUCCGCUGCAGACGGAGUCAGCGAAGAUUGCUAUCGACUUGCUUGAAGCAAAAGUGAUUACUGCAGAGGAGUGUGAGGAAAUCUUGCUCAAGGAUCGGCGAUUUUAUGACCACACGAUGGAUCAUCCCGAAAUCCCACUCGACCUGAAAAUAUUGGGCCUGCACCGUGAAUUUCGUGCUCGCAGCUUUAGCGUAUACCGCGCAGUUAUCUUGUUGCACCGUCACUUGGAUAGUGAUCCUCUGUUAUUCAAGCCUAUUGUGGAGAAGCUGCUUCACUUUUCGUACACACGUAUUAACCAAGUGGAGUUCUAUUGGCCCCAGAUUGUACACGCGUACUUAUCGAUUCCAAACUUUGAUUUCGAGAAACUCUUUUGGCUGGAUGAACUCAUUUUGUCCGUGUGUUCGCGCUCCAUUCACCUCGCACUGCUGCUUCGAUGGCAACUGCAAGGCGCACUCGAGGACUCUCUAGAUCCGAGAAAACCCAAGGAGAUGCAAGACAAAUACGCACGUGUAGUACGAUUGAUGGUUGAGAUUGAGCGUGAGGUCGCUGGUGUGGAUCGGGCCACUGUGCUCAGCCGUGAUCCACAGCUAGGAGCGUCGCAAGUACACAAACGAAACUUACCGCUGCCCACAGAUGACCAGCUACAGGUUAUUGUAAAGUUGACAGAGGAGAUUGCAGACCAUCGUUGGCAAGCGCAGAGUUCCGCUAAUGGAUGUGGCUCGCCUCCGAGCAGGGAUUUAUUCUUGCAAUUGUCGCCAUCCAUGGUGCAGAAUGGCGUGAGUCGCAGCAAUUCGGCAGAUGCCGAUGUUGACAGCCGAUUCCGCGAUUUUUCGCGCUUCCAACAGCAUCUGCUCACACCAAAGGAAGACUUGAACUCUAUGCUGAUCACGCACCCUACUGGUGAGGACAUAUACGAGCAAGAUGAGCGGUUGUCUAUUCUUGAAGAGGAGGACACUGAUACAAGCAUAUUCAGUGAGUCUAUGCGAUGCAUGAGUCGGACAGACAAGUCCCUGUUGGCGAAGCAUUUCGCUGACGAAUGCGACUUUGUGGAACAGAUCACUGAUAUUGCAGAGACUCUACGUUUCGUACCAUCUAUUAAAGAGCGUAAGGCUCAGUUGCCAUCAUAUUUGGUGAAACUACAUCUUCCGCCCAUGGCGUAUGUGCCGCUUGUGAAGGCUACGGAUCCGUUUGAACGUAUUGUACGAAUACCUACGAAGGAAGGCACUGCAUUCUCGACCAAGGCACGUGUCCCUAUUUUGCUGAUCUUUGAGGUGAUACGCGGCAACCCUUUUGACGAUGACCAAUCAAUCCCAGAGUCGCCGCGUUCUCCUUCGAAGCGAGCUCCAAAUGGCAAUUCUACAUUAGAAUCUUCCGAGGUCAACUAUGUCGAAGAUGACGAGAUUGGGGAACUGAUUGGACACCAAACAAGCGAAGCCUUUGGUGGUGAUUUGGAGGAUGCGGAAGAAGUUGUAGCGGCAGCGGCAAACCCUCCUUCCUUUGCUCCGUAUCAUACCCCAAUGGCCGCGUUUCGCUGUGUGCCUGUACCUCAGACACCAAGCCAUGUUCCUGACAACGUAUCAACGCCAUCAACGACAACUCCGAUGUUGAUGCAACCUAACGAAAAACCAGUUGAUGCAAAUAGUGUACCAAAGGCCGAGGGCACACCAUCAGCAUCGUUUGAAAUGGACCUAGCAACGUGCAACUUGACAGCAGAGGCCAUGGAGCGUGAAAAAGCACGCCGUAGGGAUUUUGAGGCAGCCUUUGGCGAAUCUUGGAGCUCAAAACGCUCAAGACUGAAGGCUACAUCACCCUACGGCCACCUUCCUGGGUGGGACAUUGUGUCCAUGAUUGGCAAGAGCAACGAUGAUCUUCGACAAGAGGUAUUUACUCUGCAAUUGAUUCAGAAGUUUAUUGAAAUCUUCAGGGGCGCGAAUCUUCCUAUGUGGGUAAAGAGAUAUCGAAUCAUCGCUACAAGCUCGUCUACUGGGCUAAUCGAGACUUUGGUCAACGCGAUUUCGCUGGACGGUUUGAAAAAACGUGAAGGCUAUGUUUCCUUGCUUCAUCACUUCGAAAAAUCGUAUGGGCCACCUGACUCGCGUCGGUUUAAGGAAGCUCAGCGGAAGUUCAUUCGAUCGAUGGCAGGGUACUCGCUUGUGUGCUACUUCCUUCAAAUCAAGGAUCGGCAUAACGGCAAUAUCAUGCUGGAUAACGAAGGCCACAUUAUUCAUAUUGACUAUGGCUUUUUGCUUGGAAUCGCGCCAGGUGGGAUGCUGAGCAUCGAGACAGCACCAUUUAAGCUUACAGCCGAGAUGGUGGAAACCAUGGGUGGGCAGGAUUCCGAGGGAUUCAAAGAGUAUGUGACGCUUUGCACGAGAGGUUUCCUUGCAUGUCAACAGCACUGCGACGAAAUAUGUGACCUCGUGGACAUAAUGUCACGUCAAUCGCCGUACCCAUGCUUCCUGGGCAUCGACGCUGAGUAUAUUUUAUUGCGCUUGCGCUCGCGCUUCAAGCUGCUGCUAUCGAAACAAGAGACUGUGGCGCAUGUGCUCGCGAUCAUUCGCAAAAGCAACAACAACUACAGCACUCGUCAAUAUGACAACUUCCAGCGUAUGACGAACGGCAUUCUUCCGUAG
Messenger RNA from Peronospora farinosa, 3375 nucleotides. NCBI's taxonomy places the organism in Eukaryota, Oomycota, Peronosporomycetes, Peronosporales, Peronosporaceae. The record is from the annotation of a GenBank genome assembly.